Molecule: messenger RNA, 1993 nt
Organism: Prorocentrum cordatum
Lineage: Eukaryota; Dinophyceae; Prorocentrales; Prorocentraceae
Source: the annotation of a GenBank genome assembly
GUCACCUUUCCCUUCCGUAAUCGUUCAUUUUGGCCCAAGUUCUGUUCUGCCCCAAGUUGCCGAACAGCAGUGGCGCCGUGCCUCGAGUGGAACGCGCUGAGCCCCAGGAGCACCAGCCUCGACCCAGCAUGCAACCGUUCAGCCCAGGGGACGAUGUCGAGCGUGCUCUCUUCGGGGCUGGCUGCGCUUACCUGCUGCUCGGCGCUUACCUGCUGCUCCGCAUGCUGGCGCAGGGGCAGCUGGCGCGCAUGGUUGUGCCGCUGAGACGGGCUCGAGGACCUUUCGAGCCUGUCUGGAAAGACGAGGGCAUGAACUCCGAUGCGCAGCAGGCGGCGCAGGAGCUUCUCCAGAGGACAAGGCUGUCCCUGAUCCAGUCGCUGCUUCCCUUUGCCCACUUCGGCAGCAUGGUCGCCGUCUCGGCCAUGUGGUGGGGGGGCACGCUGCCCACGUCGUUUCUUCAGGACUGCAGCGCGCUCGCAAUCUCCACAAUCUGGAUGGUCCUCUGGAAAUUUCCGUCCGCACUCACACGAGGUUCUACCAACUGGCUGUACUCGGCGAUGAUGGCUAUCCUGAGCAUCACGGUGUGGCCAGUCGCCGUUUCUGCGGACGCAGUCUUGGUGUACGCCGGUGCCACCUGGGUCAUCGCUCUCGGUUUGAGCAUUGUGUUCUUGAAGCCAUGGCUGAAUGCGGUCUGGAUCUUCGUCAUCACCGCGAUAUCUUGCUUCACUUUGGUUGUUGGUCGGCGGGACGGUGGCCAGUGUGCCAACGCAGAUCCUAUUCGAGAGUCGCUGCAACUCACAAUAAUCGCCGUCGUCACUGUGGUGUGCAUGUAUGCUUUCGAGCGCUUGUUGUACCAACUAACGCGGCUGGAGCUGGAGGCGCAGUCCUCGCGCAACGAGCUAGCCGCUGCCCAGUCCGUGCUGCGGAGCAUUUGCGACGUGGUCGUAGUGGUGGAUCACGCGCUACGGCUCAGGGAAGACUCGCCAGGGUUGCGCAACAUGCUGCUUCUUAACCAGCGCCGGUCGCUGCGACAGGAGGACGUGCGCAGCUUCCUGGCGUCUGCCGAGGACCGUGCCAAGUUCGACGAGCAGGCGGCGGCGGCCACGGCCGCGGGGCAGCCCGUGGGCGAGCCGCCCCGCCUGAGCGUCGCGUUCCACGUGUCCAUGAAGGACAGCGCUGGGAUCAUUCUGGAGGUCGAGGUGUUCGUGGUGGGGUUCCUCAAGGAGAACCAGCAGAUGCAUCUCGUGGGCAUCCGCGAGCAGCAGUCGGGGGAACGUGCGGCGGAGCUCCUGAGGCCUGAGGGCGAGGCGGGGCCACUCCUGACGAUCGGCCUGCCCCGUGACGAGGGAGACGAGCGAGUCCGCUCGUCCUCGUCCUUGUCUUCUGCCAGCUCGUCCGCUGGGACCCUCGAGGACGCCACCGUCAGUGCCUGCGUGGAUGUGUUGAGCCCAGCAUGGAAGUUCGAGCGUGUCACCAGCGCGCUCCAGACGUGCAUGAGGCUCUCGGAGGAGGAGGACGGCUUCCUCCCGCUGGUGAAAGACAGCCAGAGGGGACGGCUCAUCCCCUUCGUCCAGAGUGCGUACUUUGAGCGCAAGAACGGGAUCGCUCCGGCCACCCUCGGGGAGCGCAUCUGGCUGCGCUCGGCGUACCUGCGCCGCAUGAACCUCUGUCUCUCCGCGUCCUUGCAGCUGGACUGGUGCCCAUCCCAUCCGCUGGAGGGCGGGAAGAUACUGGUUCGCUUGAGCCUCGCCGAGAUCAGCUGGGUCCGCAGCAGUCGGCGUAGGCCCCUCGCGGCGGGCGAGUCCCGCCAGACCCCCCGCGUCUUGCGGCAGGCCCCGCGCCCGGACGCCACACCCCGCUCUCUUUAGACCUCCGCUGCUGUCCCGUCCUUCCCGCGCAAUCUAGAGAUCAGGGUGUGGGGCCUGGCGUUCUAUGGUCUGGGGCACAGAGCGCAUGACACGGAGUCCAUUGAACAAGGCGAGGGAGCGUGAGG